This is a messenger RNA of Pezoporus occidentalis (night parrot), 3702 nucleotides long. It is a transcript of the gene RASSF8, whose product is annotated as Ras association domain family member 8. The record is from RefSeq and is a predicted model, not a curated record. NCBI's taxonomy places the organism in Eukaryota, Metazoa, Chordata, Aves, Psittaciformes, Psittacidae. Bases 268 to 1527 code for a protein of 419 amino acids. Gene Ontology annotation, biological process: signal transduction. The transcript has 6 exons.
GUGCGCGCCGCCCCCCGCGGGGCGCGAGGCGGAGCCGGCGGCCGUUGGGGCCGUUGGCGCUGCCCGUGGAGCCGCCGCCGGCGGAGCGCAGCUGAGCUUCUCAGCAGCAGUGACACCUAUGCCUGGAGUGGGAGAUUGCGCUAAGCAGACAUCUCUGAUCUUUCUCUCUUGUAGCUGCUGAGAGAAGUCUGCGGCAUUACCUCUAGUACAGCUGCAACUAUGACUUGACUCAUUUGCAUUCAUGGCUCUUGGAUGAUCUAGUGAACCAUGGAGCUCAAAGUAUGGGUGGAUGGAGUCCAGAGAAUCGUGUGUGGGGUCACUGAAGUCACAACAUGCCAGGAAGUUGUAAUAGCCCUUGCUCAGGCUAUUGGCCGCACCGGGAGGUACACGCUCAUCGAGAAAUGGCGGGACACGGAGCGGCACCUGGCGCCGCACGAGAACCCCAUCGUGUCGCUGAACAAGUGGGGGCAGUACGCGAGCGACGUGCAGCUCAUCCUGCGCCGCACCGGGCCCUCGCUCAGCGAGCGGCCCACCUCGGACUGCGCGGCACGCAUCCCCGAGAGGACUCUGUACCGGCAGAGCUUGCCGCCCCUCGCCAAGCUGAGGCCGCCCGGCGACAAAGCCAUGAAGAGGAGGGAGCCGAAAAGGAAGUCCCUCACCUUCACCGGCGGGGCCAAAGGGUUAAUGGACAUCUUUGGGAAGAGCAAGGAGUCUGAGUUCAAGCAAAAGGUGCUCAACAACUGUAAAACGACAGCGGACGAGUUGAAGAAAUUGAUCCACCUCCAGACAGAGAAGCUCCAGUGCAUUGAGAAACAGCUGGAGUCCAACGAAGCUGAGAUCCGCUACUGGGAACAGAAGUAUAAUUCCAGCCUGGAAGAAGAAAUUCUCAAACUAGAGCAGAAGAUCAAAAGGAAUGAAGUAGAGAUUGAAGAGGAAGAGUUCUGGGAAAAUGAGCUGCAGAUCGAACAGGAGAAUGAAAAACAACUGAAGGAACAACUUCAGGAGAUGAGGCAGAGGAUCCUGGAGUGCGAGAGCAAGCUGAAGGACUAUGUGUCUCAGAUCCACAACAUGGAAAGUGGCCUUGAAGCAGAGAAGUUGCAGCGGGAAGUUCAAGAGUCUCAGGUGAAUGAAGAAGAGGUCAAGGAGAAGAUCGAGAAGGUGAAGGGUGAAAUUGAUAUUCAGGGUCAGCAGAGUCUGAGGCUGGAAAACGGCAUUAAAGCUGUAGAACGGUCUUUGGGCCAAGCUACCAAACGGUUACAGGACAGGGAGCAAGAACUGGAGCAACUGACAAAGGAGCUGCGACAGGUUAACCUGCAACAGUUCAUCCAGCAAACAGGAACGAAGGUCACGGUGCUGCCAGCAGACCCUGUUGAGGUGGAAGCCCCACACGUGGAGCUUGAGAGAGAGCCAACAUUUCAGUCUGGGUCACUGAAGCGCCCUGGCUCAUCGAGGCAACUCCCCAGUAACCUUCGGAUUCUACAGAAUCCCCUGUCAUCUGGUUUUAACCCGGAGGGCAUUUACGUAUGACAGUACAUACCUCUUCUGGAGAGGACCUAGCAAGGUACCCUGGACAAGAUACACUUUUGUUUUGUUCUGCCAAUGAUGAAUGGAAGAAGAUUUUUUUUUUCCUUUUUGUUUUGUUUCUUUGCUAAGCCACCGUAUUGUUUUCUCUUCUUCCUCCAACACACCACUUGGAGCCAUACCCUGUGCACUGAUGCUAAAGAGACAGAGCAACUCUCUCAGUUCAUACUUGGCAAGGAUGACCUUGCUGUCAACACAGCUAGAGUGCAAAAACCUUCAUUUGUUUUUCCACUUCAGAAGUGUUUGGGAAAGUAUUGUUCCUUGUAUAGGCAUAAAUAAAAGACUGAGGGUGAAGGAAAACACAUAUGCAACUUACCUGAGGUUUAAUUUAUUCCCUUUAAUCAAUGGACGUGUGAAUGUUGACCUUUUAUAUUUUUAUUUUUAACUUGUGAAUAAUCAUGUAUGGCUAUAUGUCAGUCUGACAAGGUGACUUUAGUCUGUGGGUACAAACAUCCACCGUUUGAUCAAAUACAGUGAUUUGCAGUGCAGAGUUCUGUGGAGUGCCGAACCAUUAAAAUGGUUUCUCACCACUAACUCUGUUAAUUUCUGUUGUGGGUCAUAUUAUGCCAUGUUCCAUCCAUAGCUACCUUCUAAGGCUUGAAAAGUGAGCUUGUGGGAUUUACUUGCCAUUGAAUCUGCCUUGAAUGAACCACCUAGUGUUCAAAAGAUUUAUGGAAUUUAAACCUUGGCUUGGUAAAAGUAUUUCCAGUAUAUGAUUGAGGAUGCACUAGUUAGAUGAUAUUUUAUUAUAUAGAAUGUAUAUUUGAAAUAUUUUGCCACAUUGUAUAUGCCUUUUGAGAAAAGAACAGUGUAAGAAGUUGUCUUCAUAUAUCUUACCAAAAGAGAGCAGGAGGCUUUCACUACGUGUGAUUUUGUACUUUAUUUUUUCCACUAGCCGUUACAGUGUUCUUGUUUUGCGGUAAAUCUUGCUAUUGGGGGAGAAAAAAAGACCAACAAACACCCACAAAACAAACGAGUAUCCUUUUCCAGCCUUCCAGAAUUCAUUCAUGUUUUGUGGAGGGAAGAAACCUAGCAGAGUCCCCUGCCCUGAGUUGGGGCCAGGACUUCAUUCCAGGUCCCCAGUCUUAAAUGGCUGACAUUUAGUCCCUUUGGAAGAUGUAUUGCUGCUCAGUCGCUUACAGUAUAUAAAGCUUACAAACAGGAAAUGCACGGGUUUGGUAGUCAUUUUUUACAAAGCACAUGAAAAGAGAAUAUUAUCAUAUCUUGAUGUCACUCAAAUACAAUCAGAGCUGAGCAAGAAUUAGACAGAAUGGCUUUAUGAAGAAAGUAAGACACUACCAAGUAGCAUUUUGGCUACAGGCCUUGAAAUUAGAUUGCUGGAGUGGACCCCAAGUUUGUAGAGAAAGUUACUGGCAUCAGUGGAACACACCGUAUACGUUAAGAGGCUGGCCUCGUGGAUGAGAAGGGAUGGGCUUUACCCAGCGGCAUUCAGAUUUUCUGCUCUAAGAGCAACUCAUAUCCUCAUCCCCACCUGGAGGUGAGAGGGGUCACCAUGCUUUUGCCACUGUGUAGAAUACCUGCACUUCAGUUAGUGCCAGAACGACAGAACUCUUGAUGCCCUUGAGAGGGUCAGGAUUUUGCCACUGGUAGGAAACGUCAAUCUUUUUGCCAUAGAAAUUACUUAAGAAUUUUUAACUCCUGGCAUCCUCUUGUGUUGGUUUACUGAGAUGCAGAUAAAUGUUACAUGAAGUUUCCUUUUUUUAAAAAAGGAGCUUCCUGACAAGUGGAAGUUUUAUAAGGUGUAGUAGAAGAUGAAGGACUCUUGAGUGUUUAACGCAUUUUUUUUCCUUUUCCACUUAUUAAUGGCAUCAUAUAUUCUAAAAAUGCUGCUGUAUUUAGACUAACAGCACCAGAUAAGGCUGUGAAUAUAUAAAGGACCUUUCCAAAUGAACUCUGAAUUUUUACUGUUUAACUUAUCAGGUCUUUUUUUAAUUAUUUUUAUUUUCCUUUGUGAGCAAACUGGAAAGUGAGAUGUUCUUACCUGAGGAAUCUUGGCAGUGCUCACAGAUUUUACUGUUCAUUUAUCACAACUCUGUGCUCAUGUCCACUGUGCCCAUAAGUUUGUAUUAAAAAAAAAAAAAGAAUGUGUGUAUAUAUAUA